Dioscorea cayenensis subsp. rotundata (Guinea yam) is the source of this 459-nucleotide messenger RNA. RefSeq lists its product as uncharacterized. The record is from RefSeq and is a predicted model, not a curated record. NCBI's taxonomy places the organism in Eukaryota, Viridiplantae, Streptophyta, Magnoliopsida, Dioscoreales, Dioscoreaceae. The transcript is spliced from 3 exons. The coding region runs from base 1 to 318 and encodes 105 amino acids.
AUGGAUGACAGGCUUAAUGGUGGGCCUAGAUUAGCCUGUUUUAUACACAUGCUUGAGAUGCCUCCUGCUGCAGAAACCUUAACUGUUGGUAAGAUGGAGUCAGUUGAUGCAGCGUUCCGUCUCCUCAAAAAGGAACACUGUUUGAUCUUUCAGAGGCAAAAGCUUUCUUUGCUUUUGGUGAUUCUCUUGUUGACAAUGGCAAUAACAACUACUUGGAAUCAACUGCUUGAGCAGACUCGCCUCCGUAUGGCAUUGACUACCCUACUCAUCAGCCAACCGGUCGCUUCUCGAAUGGCCUCAAUCUUCCAGACAUUAUAAGUGAAGUUCUUGUUUUUUUUUUAAAAAGUUCAGCAAAAGAGUUCAUGUAAUGUUAAUUUUUCAUGUUUUACUUGCUGGUGAGUACUUAGGUGCUGAGUCUUACAUUGCCUACCCAACUGAGGUUUAAGUUACGAAUUUGGU